Messenger RNA from Exophiala aquamarina CBS 119918, 2619 nucleotides. RefSeq lists its product as uncharacterized. The record is from RefSeq and is a predicted model, not a curated record. The coding region runs from base 1 to 2619 and encodes 872 amino acids. NCBI's taxonomy places the organism in Eukaryota, Fungi, Ascomycota, Eurotiomycetes, Chaetothyriales, Herpotrichiellaceae. Gene Ontology annotation, biological process: transmembrane transport. Gene Ontology annotation, molecular function: transmembrane transporter activity. The transcript is spliced from 5 exons.
AUGUCAGAUUCGAACACGGAUGGUCGUCUUGACCAAGCACUCGACGGCGUAUCCCAAACGCCGUCAGAAUCCCAGCAGGCGGAGGUACCUUUCAAUUCCAUGACCAGUGGACUGCGUGGCAAGAAUGGACCCAAACAAUCCCACAAAGUCAAAUUUAAUAUGGCUGAUGGUGAAGGGGCCCAUGAUGGACAACCACAUACCCAGACUCGAGACGCUCCAGGCAAUCAAAUACCUGAGAUACGAGAACCUGCGUCGGAAGACGUGGGAGACCAUACCCUGACUCCGCCAGACUGGGAAGGGAGAACACACGCUGCCGCUGCUCAUGCCCUGACUCGUGCCAGUCGACUAGCGAACAGGCUGAGUACUACUGGCAUGCCAACAAAGGCCGGCUCCGGAUCCAAUACGCCUAUUUAUACGCCUACGAGAGAUUAUGCAUCUCCUGAUACCUCCCCAAAGUCCAAGCCCCUGAAGGACUGGAUCGUUAACAUGAAUGACAUCCCUCUGGUGAAUCUCGACAAGGAGAAGAGACCAUACAGUUUCCACGACGAUACGACCGACGAUGACACCGAUGUCGACGAGCCGAAGCACCUGAAACGCGAAGAUGAGAAUUUCGAAGAAGCGAGGCGGAUAUUUAGGACCUUGACCAGUGGUCACAGUUUGUCAAGAUUACAAGAACAAUCAAGGUCCGGAACAGCAACCCCUGCAAUCGACAAGCGCCUUCACGACGUAGAUUAUGUACCUGCACCGGACGAGUAUCGACCUGGGAUCUUUGGUGCCAUCCUUUCAUCGAAACUGGCCAAUCUGCAGCGGAAUGGAAAUAUCCUGCCCCUCCAUCAUCAUGAGGACGGCUGGUCUAAAGACCACCACAAACCGAACCACAAAGACCCUCACUCCAAGGGCAACUCAAGAUCAAACUCAGAAACCUUGAACUCUUCAGGACAAUCAUCUGGGCGUGCUACGCCGUCGAAAAGACCAAAGUGGUACGAUGGAGACACUCAUUCGACAGGAUCCAUGGCAACCUUAUUGGCUCAAGCUUCAAUUACUUCCACUGCUGCAGCUGCACCGGGAACCAGUGGAUAUGUUCCUCGGCCGCAUCCGCCAAGGGCAAAGUCGUCGAACAGCAUGAUCGCAACGGCAGUGGAUAUGAUCAAGCACCCUGGUAACCAUUUCCACAGCCACUCUGAAAAGAUUCACCAAUCAGAAGAAGAACGAGUGAUACACGACGUAGCUGAGAUAAUUGCGUGUCGAAAAUAUCUGAAGAAGUUGGCUCGGUCCUUGAUGGCGGUCGGUGCACCCUCCCAUCGCCUCGAAGAAUACAUGAAGACAUCGGCGCGAGCGCUCAAUAUCGAUGGCGACUUCCUCUACCUCCCUGGGUCUAUGCUUGUAUCUAUCAAUGACAAACUCACCAUGAGCACAGAGGUAACACUGGUGAGAGAAUCCCAGAGUGUUGACCUGGGGAAAUUCAAGGACGUGUUCUCUGUCUACAAGUGUGUCAUCCAUGGCAAAUAUACGGCCCGAGAAGGCACAGGCGAGCUCGAGUCCAUUAUGAAGAAGCCGCAACGGCACAGUACUCUGUUCCGAAUUUUCGCCUACGGACUCGCCGCCGUUGCUGUCGGACCAUUCGCUUUCUCGUCGCGGCCCGUCGACUUUGGACCAAGUUUCAUUCUCGGCUGCCUGCUUGGAUUCCUACAGCUUGUCGUUGUGACUCGGUCGCAACAGUUUUCUCAUGUUUUUGAGGUUCUUGCUACUGUGAUCAUUGCUUUUGUGGCCCGCGGUCUGGGCUCGAUAUACCAUAAUGGCACACCCGUCUUCUGCUUCUCUGCCAUUGCGCAAAGCAGUAUCGCCCUGAUACUGCCGGGCUAUACGGUGCUCUGUGCAGCGCUCGAACUACAAAGCAAGAGUAUGGUGGCUGGGUCGGUAAGGAUGGUGUAUGCUAUCAUAUAUUCCCUCUUCCUUGGGUUUGGCAUAUUGAUUGGGAGUGUCAUAAUGGGUUUGAUCUACCCUGGCGCCCAAAGCGAAGUGACUUGCGACAUACCCGCGUGGUGGAGUAGCGACAACCUCGACUAUAAGUUAAUAUACGUCAAGUUCGUCUGGGUCCCCAUCUUUGCCGUCUGUCUGGCCGUCAUCAAUCAAGCCAAGUGGCGUCAGGUCCCUGUCAUGACACUGAUCGCCUUCGCCGGGUAUCAAGCGAACUUCUGGGUCUCUACCCGCAUCGCCAACAACAUCCAAGUAUCAAACGCCAUCGGAGCGUUCGUGAUCGGCUGCAUGGCGAACCUGUAUAGUCGGUUUUUCCACGGCCUGGCAGCCGCGGCAAUGUUGCCUUCUAUCUUCGUCCAAGUGCCGAGUGGCUUGGCGGCGAGCGGAAGCUUGGUGGCGGGCAUUACUAGUGCCAACCAGAUCAGUGGGAAUGCGACGGGGGUCAGUGUUAUCAAUAACGGCACAGCGGGCUUUUUGAGUGCGCAGGACGGAGCAAGCGGUGCGAAUGUCUAUUCUGGUACGAUAUUCAAUGUUGGGUAUGGCAUGGUGCAAGUGGCGAUUGGCAUCAGCGUUGGGCUAUACUUGAGCGCCCUCGUUGUGUAUCCUAUUGGAAAGAGGAGGAGUGGCUUGUUUAGUUUUUAA